This is a messenger RNA of Helianthus annuus (common sunflower), 1949 nucleotides long. RefSeq names its product non-specific phospholipase C6-like. Lineage: Eukaryota; Viridiplantae; Streptophyta; Magnoliopsida; Asterales; Asteraceae. Gene Ontology annotation, molecular function: hydrolase activity, acting on ester bonds. The record is from RefSeq and is a predicted model, not a curated record. The transcript has a single exon. Gene Ontology annotation, biological process: phospholipid catabolic process. The coding region runs from base 316 to 1488 and encodes 390 amino acids.
GGCCCCAUUUCAUGUCUUUUAUUGCCUUAUAAAAGUUAAAAAAUAAAGGCCAUAAUUGUGCCAAUCCAAGGGUAAUUUUGUCAAAUUCACACACAUUCUAAUCAAAGUAAAUCUUGAGUUAUUAUACAAACAAAUAAAGAUUGUUUCAUGAAGUUAUGAGUGUGUUUUUGUAUAAUAUAAGAUAUUAAUAAAGAUCAUUAUUUAAAUCUCUCCCUCUAAAAUUAAAGCUUCCAAUCACUCUUUCCACUUCUUUAGCUUCCAUCUAGAAUUAGUGAUAAAGCUUCAAUCUUUACCAAAAACUAUCAAAAACCCACCAUGGAAACAGCCAGAAGAACUUCAUAUGCAUCCAUUUUCUUCAUCUUUCUCACUCUUUCUUGUGUUCUUGACCCGACCCGUUUAGUUCAAGCAUCGGGUCAAGACAACCAGCAGCAACCCAUCAAGAGGAUUGUAGUGUUGGUUCUUGAAAACAGAUCUUUUGAUCACAUGAUAGGGUGGAUGAAGAAAUCAAUCAACCCAAUAAUCAAUGGUGUCACAGGUAACGAAUGCAACCCAUUUUCAACCAACUUGACCCGGAAAAAUACCCAACAAACACCACAAGAAUCAUCCAUCUGUUUCACUGACGAUGCCCACUAUGUGGAUCCGGAUCCGGGUCAUUCUUUUGAAGAUGUGGAGAAACAGGUAUUUGGGUCCAACCCAUUUCCUUCAAUGACUGGUUUUGUUGAACAAGCAUUAUCAGUUUCAACAAACCUUUCCGAGACUGUUAUGAAAGGUUUCAAGCCUGAAAAUGUGCCAAUUUUUGCUAAAUUGGUUCAGGAGUUUGCAGUUUUUGAUAGAUGGUUUUCAUCUAUUCCGGGUCCAACCCAGCCCAAUAGAUUAUUUGUUUAUUCAGCCACUUCUCAUGGGUCAACAAGCCAUGUGAAAAAACAGUUAGCAAAAGGGUAUCCACAAAAAACAAUCUUUGAUUCACUUCAUGAGAAUGGUAAAGAUUGGGGGGUGUAUUUUCAAAACAUACCCACAACUUUGUUUUAUAGAAAUAUGAGGAAGUUGAAAUAUGUGUUCAAGUUCCAUCAAUAUAGCACCUUUAAACAACAUGCUAAACAAGGUAAAUUACCAAACUUGAGUGUGAUUGAACCAAGGUAUUUUGACAUAAAGGGGUUUCCUGCAAAUGAUGAUCAUCCAUCACAUGAUGUGGCAAAUGGGCAGAAGUUAGUGAAGGAAAUUUAUGAGACAUUGAGAGCAAGUCCUCAAUGGAAUGAGAGUCUUUUGGUGAUUACUUAUGAUGAACAUGGGGGGUUCUUUGAUCAUGUCAAGACUCCUUAUGUUAAUGUUCCUAGCCCCGAUGGGAACACGGGUCCAGCUCCGUCGUUCUUUAAGUUCGAUCGGUUGGGUGUUCGGGUUCCUACCAUAAUGGUCUCUCCUUGGAUCAAGAAAGGCACAGGUAAAAUGCAAGAUAAAUAUAACAUGUCAAUGAAUAUGAACAGGGAUUAAAGUUGCAUCUAGAUUACUCGGGGAUGCCUAGAAAUCGAAAAGGCUCAUCACGUGGUGGUGGUCUGGAACAUGCUCAUGCGGAUGCAUGGGCAUCGGCAUACAGUUCGGUUGCAGCCGGAGCUGCAUUAGUUGCUGGUUUAGGUGUACUAGCCUUCUUAAGAAGAGCUGGCAAUUGACACCUUGUGUUCCUUAAUAACCCUUAAAAGGGUGACACGUGUCACAGCGAACAUUUGAGUUAAAAGACUCGAAAACAUUGAUAAUGUCGAAAAUUUUACUAGUAUACAUGAAAAAACAAAAACAAGAAUGUUGUUUGAGUUGCUCUCUACUUGAGAGUUGAGAGUGUGUAUUGUUAUGUAUGAUGAUUUAUUCAUGUCGGGUUUUAUUAUGGACCAACUAUUUAUUGUAAUAAUUUUUUCACACAUGUAACAAUUAAAUAAUGUAUUUUCUAGAAUUUAAUCAUA